AUGGCGAUCUCUGAUGUGCCUGAAAGCGUAGGCAACGCCACCGGUCAAAGCGACUCAGAUCUCAGACGGCCUUCUAUGCGGCGGAGGUCCAGCGUCACCUCCACGGGCGGCCUCUUCGACGCUGAAGGCGCCGCUAGAGAUUCCGGCUCCGACGAAUCCGUGUACAGCAAAAACGUCGAGGAGAAUAAAGAUUGCAAGCCGAAUCAUGCAGCCUCCGAUGAUAAUGCCGUCACCAAUGACGUCCGGAAAGAGCACCAGGAAGCAGUCGUCGAUGUCAAAUACGCUUACCGUCCCUCCGUUCCUGCUCACCGCAGAAUCAAGGAGAGUCCGCUCAGCUCCGAUAACAUCUUCAGACAGAGUCACGCAGGACUGUUCAAUCUCUGUAUAGUAGUGCUUGUUGCGGUGAACAGCAGACUUAUCAUUGAGAACAUAAUGAAGUAUGGUUGGUUGAUUAAGUAUGGCUUUUGGUUUAGUUCUAAAUCGUUGAGAGAUUGGCCCCUCUUCAUGUGCUGUCUUAGUCUCGCCAUAUUUCCAUUUGCUGCCUUUAUAGUGGAAAGGCUGGCACAACAGAAGUGUAUUUCUGAACGGAUGCAUUUGACUGACAUCCAUAUAACACUUAAUCCCAUUGCAGUAACAGAAAAGGUGAUCACAUAUUUGGCUUUCUUUUUAGAUGUUGAUUUCCUUGUAAGGGAUAGGAUAAAGAGGUGCGAUUCUGCUUUUGUAUCUGGUGUCACGUUGAUGUUAUUUACAUGCAUUGUGUGGUUAAAAUUGGUGUCAUAUGCACAUACAAACUAUGAUAUGAGAGCAGUAACUGUUUCAAAUGAAAAGGGAGAAACAUUACCAAAUACUUUGACUAUGGAUUAUCCAUACACUGUGACGAUCAAGAGUUUGGCAUACUUCAUGGUUGCACCUACAUUGUGCUAUCAGACAAGCUAUCCUCGCACCCCUUCUGUUCGAAAGGGUUGGGUGUUUCGUCAACUCUUCAAGCUGAUAAUAUUUACAGGAGUCAUGGGAUUUAUAAUCGAGCAAUAUAUGAAUCCUAUUGUACAAAAUUCGCAUCAUCCUUUGAAGGGAAACCUUCUAUAUGCAAUUGAAAGAAUUCUGAAGCUAUCUGUGCCAAAUGUAUACGUGUGGCUCUGCAUGUUCUACUGCUUUUUCCACCUCUGGUUAAAUAUACUUGCAGAGCUUCUUCGAUUUGGUGAUCGUGAGUUCUAUAAAGAUUGGUGGAAUGCCAGAACUGUUGAAGAGGUAGGCUCAGUCCUGGCAUUAUUGGAGGAUGUGGAAUAUGCCUGUGCACAAAUGGAUGGUUCGCCACAUAUAUUUUCCAUGCAUAAGGAAUGGUAUACCCAAGUCCAUAUUGCAGACCUAGGUGGUGCUUCAUUAAUUGCCUUCCUUGUUUCUGCCGUUUUUCACGAGGUGAGUGGUUCAUCUCUCCUAUCCCCAAUUGUUGUGUCACCCUUUUGUUAUGCAUUGCCGUUCCUUGCCACAUGUAUAAAUUUUGCACAAAACCUAAGAAAUGAAAAGGGUGCAGUGAGAGUUCAACUCCUGUUCUAUGGCCAAGCUCAAGAUAACGUUCCUUUGGUCUUGAUCACUAAUUACCUGCAAAACAAGUACAGAAACUCAAUGGUUGGAAAUAUGAUCUUUUGGUUCAUAUUUUGGACGUCUGCUUUGACAGUUGGUAAAGCAAUUCCAUCGGAUUUGCUGAGUCUUUGGAGGUUGAUUCAUCGUCUUCAUCUUUUAGGGAUAGCUGUAAAUGCCAAAGUUGUUUGA
Messenger RNA from Sphenostylis stenocarpa, 1770 nucleotides. The record is from the annotation of a GenBank genome assembly. NCBI's taxonomy places the organism in Eukaryota, Viridiplantae, Streptophyta, Magnoliopsida, Fabales, Fabaceae.